UCCGACAGUUUGCUCUCUGGCGCUCGGGAAGCGGAGCUUCCGCCGCUCCCGAGCAUGGGAUGGAUGAGCCCUGCGAGCGCGACUCCUGCUCGGCUGCCACCGGCAUAAAAGAAGGAGCGGGUCGGGAUCCCUGGAACGCACCGCUGGAUUUGCUGCAGAGCGGCCAGAUGGGUAACAAGAGCAACGUGUCCUUCCUGCAGCUCUUCAAGAACCUCAACUUGGAGCGAGCCGAUGGGAUGCAAGGAGACAGCUCCGACGUGGUGCGGAUUGUCAUCUCCCUGGUGUACUCUGUAGUGUGCGCCCUGGGACUGGUGGGCAACCUGCUGGUUCUCUACCUGAUGAAGAGCAAGCAAGGCUGGAGGAAGUCCUCCAUCAACCUCUUUGUGACCAGCCUGGCUGUGACUGACUUCCAGUUUGUGCUGACCUUACCCUUCUGGGCUGUGGAGAAUGCCCUAGAUUUCAACUGGCUCUUCGGCAAAGCUAUGUGUAAGAUUGUCUCCUAUGUGACAGCCAUGAACAUGUAUGCCAGUGUCUUCUUUCUCACUGCCAUGAGUGUGGCUCGAUAUCGCUCUGUGGCUUCAGCCUUGAAGAACCAGGGGCGAGGUGACCCUCUGGGUGGCUGCUGCUCUGCCAAGUGGCUCUGUGUACUCAUCUGGUUGUUGGCAAUCCUGGCUUCUCUGCCUCAAGCCAUUUUUUCCACCACUGCCACCGUCUUUGAUGAUGUCCUCUGCCUUGUAAAGUUCCCUGAGGGCCGAGGAAGCAAUGCACAGUUCUGGCUAGGUCUGUACCAAACCCAAAAGGUGCUGCUGGGCUUCGUGCUGCCUCUGGCCAUUAUCAGCCUCUGCUACUUGCUCCUGGUGCGCUUCAUCAGUGAUAAGCAUGUUGGCAGCACCUGCAGUGGUCCCAGCACUAAACGCCGCUCUAAAGUGACCAAGUCAGUGUCCAUUGUGGUGCUGUCAUUCUUCUUGUGCUGGCUGCCCAACCAAGCGCUCACAACGUGGGGCAUUCUCAUCAAGCUCAAUGUGGUGCACUUCAGUGCUGAGUACUUCCUCUCACAGGUGUACCUCUUCCCCAUCAGUGUGUGCCUGGCACACUCUAACAGCUGCCUCAACCCCAUCCUCUACUGCCUGAUGCGCAGGGAGUUCCGCAAGGCACUGAAGAACCUUCUCUGGAGGAUCACGUCACCUUCUCUCACCACCAUGCGUCCUUUCACCGAUACCACCAAGCCAGAGCAGGAGGAGCAAGCCCUGCACGACUUGGUGCCUGUCCACCCUGUUGCACCUUCCUCUGCAGCUGCAGCUGUCCAGCCAGAGCUGGCUUACUACCCGCCUGGGGUGGUGGUGUACAGCAGCCGAUGUGACAUGCUGCCCGCUGCCUCCAGGGAGCAACACUACUGAGAUGGCCAUGGGGAGGGGACUGGGAGGGGGUUCUGUGCAGGAUGUGGCCCUGGGACAUUGAAUGCCUGUUAGGAUCAAGGGAAGGUGAGAUAGGUGGACAAGGGUGGGAGAAACUUUUCUGGAGUUGUCUGCUCUUGGAAGCUGUGUGACAAAAAUUAUCUUGAAAGUGUGCCCCAGAAUGGAGAACAGGAGGAGGAAGGGAUGUUGUGGUGUGCCAGGGAUCAGGAGGUCUCUCAGAGAUGCAUUUCAUUACUUGCAUUUGUCCUGGCUCCUGCUGGAGCUCUGGCUGUGGGGUCAGCCAGUGAGGGUAAGGCUUGUUGGGGUGAAGCAAGACUGUUUCCACAACAUCAGCUGUGCUCAUGCUCAUGGCAUGAGCAUGAAGGGGCCAGGACAAGCAGGUAUAGGGCUCCUGCUUGUUCAGGCUCAGCUCUUUUCUCCCUUCCCAGGGACCAACCAAGAGGGGAGAAGGAGCGCUGUGCUUCUCUUUGGAUAGUUGCAGGAUCUUCUUUUGUGGCUUCCUCAUCCCAUCUGCUGCUACCGGCAUACAAAGCAGGAUGACAGAUCCUGGACAGUGAAGGAGAAAGCCUGGGACAGGACUUGCAGCUUCACAAAGAGGGGUUGCUUUGGUUGGGUUUGGAGGGAAGGGAAUUGCACCCUACCACCUCCUAACAUCGUGUUCCCCAGCUCUGCUGAAGCAGGAAACCUGCAGGCCCAGCUCCAAGGCAGGCUUCUGUCCAGGCAUAUGGAGGCUGCAAGUUCUGCUCUGUGCCUCAGAUUGUUGGGCAGUUCACUCCAGGAGAUCAGCACAAUUGUAAAUAAAGGAGAAAAAGGGGAAAAAUCUACUUCAAACUGUUUGCUCCAGGAUACUUCUUAUUUCAGCUAAAACAAAUCACAAAGUUUUGUGGGAUCUGCAAUGAUACUUGCCAGUGUUUCAGUUAACUCAAUCUCAAAUCCUAAAGUGUGAGAAGCCCAAGAAGCUGCAGUUCAGCACCCCAGAAAAGGGCAGAAAUUUUCUGUCCCAACCAGUGUUCUGAAGAAAUUGGGAUUUAUCUGAAAUGAACUUGUAAAAGCAUUUAAAAAAAAAAUAACAAAAAAAAAAAAAAAAAAAACUGUUCCAAGCUGUGAAACUUCUUAU
Molecule: messenger RNA, 2532 nt
Organism: Centrocercus urophasianus (Greater sage-grouse)
Lineage: Eukaryota; Metazoa; Chordata; Aves; Galliformes; Phasianidae
Gene: RXFP3
Product: relaxin family peptide receptor 3
Exons: 1
Coding region: 60-1397 (445 amino acids)
Biological process (GO): G protein-coupled receptor signaling pathway; immune response
Cellular component (GO): membrane
Molecular function (GO): G protein-coupled receptor activity
Source: RefSeq, a predicted model, not a curated record